AUGUCAAACCCUGAUGAUCUAGAUGAUGGUUUACUAUAUGAUUACAGUUCCGGUGGUGAACAAGAAGUUGAAGAUGUCGGUACAGUUACAUUGCCACAAGAUGAAGUAACUAAUAAUGAUAAGAAAGAAAAAAAAAGAACUGCUGAUGAGGUUAAGGAUGAAAGCUCGAUGUCGAAAAGACAAAAAAAAUUAGCCAAAAGAUCUAAAUUUACAGAAAAAAAAAAAGAAUUGCGUCAAUAUGAAAUCUCUAAGAAACAAAAUCUUCCUAAAUCUACACCUGAAGAAAUAUCUGAAUAUUUUACAACAUUAAUCCGUAGUAAAAAUCCUGAUUUAAGUGCUUUAGAACUUGAAGAAAAAUAUUUAAAGAAGACAGAUUUUCUUUCUACCGCAAGAUAUACGAAUGACAGAACUUUAGAAAAUUUCCCUGAUUUUAUAAAACAAUUUUCAAAAGCACCAAAGACAAUUAUCUUUUCAUUGACCAACCUUCGUGUAGCCGAUGUGUUUAGAACUUUAAACACAGAAAGACAAUGUGUCAAAUUAUUUGCUAAGAAUAAAUUAAAGGAUGAUCAAAAGACAAUAGAUAUAGUAUUUGAUGGUAAGAAUAAGAAAUUUUCAAACAUCAGAUAUUUUGUUUGCACAGCUACAAGAUUAAGUAAGAUCAUCGAAUCUAGUGAUGCAUUUUUUCAAGGGAAGGAUAAAUUAGAUAUCAUCCUAGAUGCUAGUUUCUUAGAUCCAAAGGAGAAUACUUUAUUAACUGCAGAUGAUGCAAUUGUAUUAGCCAGUACAUUAAGGACUUUACUAGAUAAAAAGAGUUCUGUGAAAAUUCUUUUGUAUUAG
Messenger RNA from Maudiozyma saulgeensis, 837 nucleotides. The record is from the annotation of a GenBank genome assembly. Lineage: Eukaryota; Fungi; Ascomycota; Saccharomycetes; Saccharomycetales; Saccharomycetaceae.